This is a messenger RNA of Seriola dumerili (greater amberjack), 1462 nucleotides long. RefSeq names its product protein Z-dependent protease inhibitor-like (gene serpina10b). Gene Ontology annotation, biological process: negative regulation of endopeptidase activity; blood coagulation. Bases 116 to 1333 code for a protein of 405 amino acids. Gene Ontology annotation, molecular function: serine-type endopeptidase inhibitor activity. The record is from RefSeq and is a predicted model, not a curated record. Lineage: Eukaryota; Metazoa; Chordata; Actinopteri; Carangiformes; Carangidae. The transcript is spliced from 5 exons.
GUGGUUAAUAUAUAACCCUCAAAGCACACUUGCACUUUGUUUCUCCAAAUAAUAGAUGGUUCUUUUAGACGCAGUCUUGCCCAAGCUGAAUGGUUGUCCUUCCCACACUUGAAUUAUGGCGGUACACAAAAUGAAGAUGGGAUUUAUUUUUAUUCUAACCUGCAUGUGCUUCCUCACCCCUGUCCACCAAGCACAACUUCCAAGUGCCACCAUCUCAGAUCUAUCCAUCAAAAAUAUGGACUUUGCCAUGAACCUUUACAGAAAAAUGUCCAAUUACCACGACAAGAACAUCUUUUUCUCACCUCUGAGCAUCUCCACCAGUUUCGCUGCUCUCGUAAUGGCUUCUGACGGCGUAACACACAAGGAGUUACUCAAGGGUCUCAACCUGGAGCAGCUGGAGAGGGCUAACCAGCCAGAAUUUAUCCCAAAACUUUUCCAACUUCUUCAUGAGAACAUCACACAGAAUGGAUCACUGAAGCUGGACCAAGGCAUGGCCCUCUUUAUGCGCCAGCAGUUUGAGGUAGAAAGGGAAUUUGAAGACCAGAUCAAGACGUAUUUCCAUGGUGACAUCAAAACUCUAGACUUUGCAGACACAACAGAAAGUGUCAGGUUCAUCAAUGAGUACAUCAAGCAAAAGACUGAGGACAAAGUGACAGAGAUGAUGUCCACCGUGCACCCACUGACCCAGCUCAUGUUAAUCAACACAAUUUUCUUCCAGGGUACCUGGCAGAUGCCUUUCAACUCCAAUUUCACUGAGAAUGCUCCCUUCUACAUUGACAACUAUAAUGUUGUGCAAGUGCCAAUGAUGUUCAAAGAGGAUAAGUUCUACACGAUGGAAGACAGACAUCUUGGAGCCAAAGUGCUGAAGCUACCGUACCGGGGAGGUGUUUCCAUGCUUAUCCUGCUACCCAACAAAGGCAGGGACUACACUAUAAUUGAUGAUGAGAUCACUGCUCCGAAGUUCCUCAGCUGGGUCAGAGGUCUGACAAAAAGCAAAAUGGAAGUCAACAUGCCCAAAUUCAAGAUGGAGCAGUCGUAUUCCCUGCACAAUCUUCUGCCAGAUAUGGGCAUGACCAGUGUCUUCAGUAAUUCAGCCAAUUUGACGAAGCUGAGUAGAAACGCUGCCAUCAAAGUGUCAGAGGUGCUGCACAAGGCUGUGAUUGAGGUGGAUGAGACAGGGACAACCGCAGCAGCUGCCACAACAAUUGGCAUUACUCCAUAUUCCUUACCCAGGACCUUCAUUGUCAACAGACCGUUUUUCUUCUUCAUAUACCAUGAAGACACAAACUGCCUGCUGUUCAUGGGCAGGGUGAUUGACCCCACCAAAAACUAGCAGUUGUGAAGUGUGUACACAUAACGUUGUGUUUAUUUAGUCUUCCAAAAGGCCUGAUGAUUUGAGAUAUGUGCUUUGGUCUGUUCUGUAAAGGCCCACUUAUAUCUGUUAAUAAAAACUUUACAUUGA